CGCAGUUUUCGUUUGUUGAAUGUGGGAAAUAACAAUUUGUUGCAGGUGAACCGGAAUUUACACCGCUGUGUUGGUGUUCCUGGCAACUUGGCAUCACUGGCCUAAGGAAAAGUGUUUAUGUGUGUGCUCUCGCUUUGUUUACUCCGGACAUUUCUGUUAAAUUGUAACGUUUGGAAGUAGAUGAGGUGUAUAUGUGGACGAUGGAAGUGAAUCGCUACUCUAUUAUUGAAAAUGGAAACAGCAUGUCCCGUAAUCUUAAAGACAAGUAUGACAAUGUCAAUCCCCGUCGCACCCAUACCAUUAUGUCAGCUGAAGAUGCUGCAUCAGGGAGAAAAUCUUACUGGGCAGAAUUGGAGAUAACAGGGUCCAUCAGGAAUGUGAGCCCAUGUUUGUGGCAGCUCACUCAUUUAACAAGCUUGUACCUGAAUGACAACUGCCUGUGCCGCAUACCACCUGAUGUUGCCAUGCUUACCAACUUGCGUAGCUUAGACCUGUCUAAGAACAAGCUGCGCAGUUUACCAGCAGAGCUUGGAGAACUCAUUCAUCUGAGGGAGCUGCUAUUAAGCCACAACCAUCUAAGAGUUCUCCCUUAUGAGCUGGGAAAACUCUUUCAACUGCAUGUUUUGGGACUUCAAGGAAAUCCACUCAGCAAGGAGAUUUUGUCGCUGUAUGGAGAGACAAAUGGAACACACAAACUGCUUACCUACAUGCUGGACAGCUUACAAGUGACGGCGCCGCUGCCUCCGCAACGGCCAUGGAUCCCGCUGACGCGUCCGAACCGAGCCAGGCCCACUUGCAUCUUCACCGUCAUGUGCUACAACGUGCUGUGCGACAAGUUCGCCACCAGGCAGAUGUACGGCUACUGCCCGAGCUGGGCCCUGGAGUGGGAGUACCGCAAGAAGAGCAUCCUGGACGAGAUCAGGCACUACGCUGCCGACAUCAUCAGCCUUCAGGAGGUGGAGACCGACCAGUUCUACAAGUUCUUCCUCCCCGAGCUGAAGCGAGAUGGCUACGACGGCAUCUUCUCCCCCAAAUCGCGAGCCAAGACCAUGGCGGAGAGUGACAGGAAGUAUGUCGACGGAUGCGCCAUCUUCUUCCGAAUCGCCAAGUUCACGCUGGUGAAGGACCACCUUGUCGAGUUCAACCAGUUGGCGAUGGCCAACGCUGAGGGCUCUGACCACAUGCUCAACAGAGUCAUGCCCAAAGACAACAUCGGCCUGGCCGCGCUGCUCAAGACCAAGGAGGCUGCCUGGGAGAACGGGCUCCCGGAUCCUUCUCAAGUGCACCAACCCCUUUUGGUAUGCACUGCACACAUUCAUUGGGAUCCUGAAUUCUGUGAUGUCAAAUUAGUUCAGACAAUGAUGUUGUCAAAUGAGCUAAAAGGUAUACUGGACCAGGCCGCCCAUUCAUUCCGCCCAGGACAUAAGGCAGAUCCUGCUGCUAUACAGCUUUUAUUAUGCGGAGACUUCAACUCAUUACCUGAUUCAGGUGUAAUAGAAUUUUUGACAUCAGGCAGGGUUUCAGCAGACCAUGCAGAUUUCAAGGAGCUAGGGUACAAAGCUGUAUUACAAAAAAUUUCUGGUUGUGAUAAGCCAAAUGAACUAACCCAUUCAUUUAAGCUGGCCUCAGCAUACUCAGAAGAUAUUAUGCCCUUCACCAACUACACGUUCCACUUUAAAGGAAUCAUCGAUUACAUCUUCUACUCAAAACAAAGCAUGACACCCUUAGGAUUGCUUGGUCCUUUAGCCUCUGAGUGGCUUCGAGAUAACAAAGUUGUUGGUUGCCCUCAUCCUCACGUUCCUUCAGAUCACUUUCCACUUCUUGUAGAAUUAGAAAUGGUCCCAACGCUGCCACCUUCAAAUGGGCUCUUACAACGGCGGUAGCACAAUCUUUAUUAUACUGAGUUAUGAUUUUUCUUUUCUGUGCAAUAGGAAGAAUCAUAGCAUAUCAUUACAACGCUGGUACCUAUUUGCUGUCACAAUUUCCUCUCAGCAACUUUCUUUUCAUUUGAUCACACCCUACAGUUUUAGCCAUUUAUGCAGAUGGAGUGAUGCACUGUGGACUAAGUGACACAUUCAGGCGGGGAGAAGUCCUUGUUUACCUCUAGUCUAAUGAAAUCCAUCAUAACUUAUUGUAUCUUGGGAUGAUUUUUCCUGAUAAAUGUUUUAUUAUCCCCUCCCCUUUUUUUCUCGUUUUUUUUCUCUUUCCUGCUUUUUUUUUAUUAUUUUUCCCGUCACUUUUAAGAAACCUUCAUUAACAUGGUUUAUAGAUUGUGGAUUAUUAGUGCAGCUUGAAUAUUUCUAAUUGCUCAAUCUGCAUUGAAUUUUUUUUUAAUAUCUGUUUCAAAAUUUUGAAAAUUAUUUGACAACUUUGUUUUUGCUACGAACUUCAAGCACAAGUGCCAAAUGAAAUUGUUUUCAUUAGCAGUAUUUUGAUCUAUCUACACCAUGUUAGGAGGGAAAUCUAGAUAUUUUAUAGACAUAUUUUAUAGGUAUUUAUUAAUACAUGACAUUUGGUGAUAGCAGGGCAAUGAACAUUUACCCAGUGAGAGAGCUUUCCCUUCUCAUCCAUCUCUUAGUGACUUGCUGUUCAAAAUGCAUAAUAUCUGUAUACUCUAAAUGUGAUUCCUGUGAAUAAGGCAUUGAUAUGAUCUGAUCUGUUGUAGAAGGCUCAGUAAAAUAACCUACAAUGGCCUUCAAGAGGAAAUUGUUUUUCGUAAAUUCUUUAGAUUUUAAUCUUGUGUGAAGGUUCCAGAAAGUGACAUGAAUUUUAGUUGUAAACUUGUAAUGCCUCAGUAUUAAGGAUUUUUUUUUGUAAGUUACUUUUAAAGUUGAAGCAAAAUAUGUCAGAAAAUGCAGCUAAGGAUUUGUUUCAAUUUAACUGACUUUAAUCCUGUCAUUUUUACUCCUGUCCUAAGAGAUUUAUUUGAAUUUAAUUAUGUUCAAAAAUAAUAUGUUUUUAAACUGUUUUAUAUAAUUUUUGUCUUGAACUUAUGGAUUCAGUCAUUUUACUAAUUUCUGAGUCAUUUUGUGUUUGGUGAAACCUAUGGGUUUGCCCUUCCUAUUGUUCUUCAUUCCAAUUGUAACAAUGUGGACAGUGCCUUGUGUUCUACAAAUUACGCUCAAACUUUCACUUCAUAUAUUUUAAGCUGCUGCCAUGCAUUCAGCUUUUUCCGCAUUUUAAAGUAUCUGUAAGCAAACAUUCUUUGUGCAGCCCUCCCUUGUAAAGUUCUUAGUUAAUAUUGCUGUCUUUCUUGACAGAAACGUAUGUAUUGAACAUUGUAAGUUUUCUCUUGUAUUUUGAAUUUGAGACCUUGCUGUCUUCAUGAUUCUCCACACUGACACAUGUGAUCAAAAUACAUAUUACAGAAACUUUCUAUGUAUUUGAGAAAUGUUGUAAUGCCAAUAGCAUGGCUUCUGCAAAAAUAGUCCAUCCUUCUUAUAAAGCUGUUUGAAUUAGUUGUAGAAUGUGUAUUUGAAGCAUCGCUCCAAUAUCAAUGAUUUCGACAUCUAGAAGUAAGCAAUACCCAUGUAUUGAGUCUUUUUGGCAGCAAUUACUCGUACCUAAUUAAAGUAUAAAUUGUUAUGAUUUUGUUAUAUAAUGUAUGGCGUGUCCAGAUGUCUAUUUCCUGUCCAUUAAUUUCAAAAGAAGGGUUUUAGAUAUAAUUGAAGCCUCACAUUGUUACUCUAGGAACUCAGUAUAAAAGCUUUGAAUCAAUUCCUUUGAAAUGCUUAAUGUAAGUGUCUGCAUUUUAUUCCUGCCCUGUCCCAUUUUUCAAUGGGGCUGCCACAAUUAAGUUUUACAGUGUAUUCACAUAUUUAAUCUCAUGUGUCUGCCAAAUAAAAUACCGGUACAUAAUGUUUAGGUUACACAAAGGCUACAUUAAUUACGUAAUGUAGAUAAUCUCUACAUUGUGAUUAAUUAUUAGCUGAGGUAUUAUUUCAAAUUUUAACUUGUGACUCAAGCGUUUUGUUUAUAUUUAGACUCAAUGUACAAAGAAAGCUUUUUCUGUUCUUGAGAACCGUUUUGCUUGCUUGCAUAGCAUAAUUGUCAUACCAGGAAUCUAGCUUUAAAACUGGUAAAGUAGAAAACUGUUCUUAUUGUCAGUCAUCAUGUAGCAUUUCGAAUCACACUUUAGGAUGAUACCGUACUAAUCAUUUACUGAUGCAGAAGUCUUGUCCUAUAUUUUUCUAUCUGAUUCAGAUCUUGGUUUUGAGGAUUAUAAUGAUAAAUUAUUUGCUUGUCACAAUUGUUUUAGAUAGCUUUGAAAUAAGAUCUCCAUCGAUAAAUUGCAUGUCAAUAUUUUGGGGCUCGUGUCUUUCCGUUACUUAGGUUUUAACUUAAGUAAGUUGAAAUAUGUUUUGUAUUCUCUGUUUUUAAACAUACCAGUGUCAGUGUCCUAUACAUGAUUCAAUGGUGUGACUGUUAAUCAUUUUUCAUCUUGUAGUGCUAAGCUAGAAGCCUGUUGUCACUUUCUUGUGCUGAGUAAUGAUCCUGGUGCAUAUUUCUCUUAAGUUCCUUAUGUGCAAUAUCCUUGAGCCUUUGCUCUAUCUAUGAAAUGUUCUAUGUUUUACUGUGUGUUUUACUGGAGAGGUUUUUGGGACACUUACAGAGAUCAAGUGACAAUCUUUGAUUCUUUUUCUUACUUUAAUGAUUUUCUUCUUCUUUUUGUAAAGUGGCUAUUGUUGAUGCAGUACAUUUGUGGUGCUCUUUUAUGAAAUCAACCCCCCUGUAUACAGGUUUCCAUGAUAAGUCGUAGAGAAUGGAGAAAGCAAUGUACCUAACCCAAUUUUAAGACUUAUUGACCAUUUAAACUGGUCUAAGUUGUAAAAAGUUUAAUAAUGUCUCAACUUGUUGAUUUGUUCAGCAAUGGACUGUGAUUUGAAAAUAUUAAGCACUUAUCUGGUUUCAAGUCUUUAUAAUAUGUGAUAUGGAACACUAUGAUUCUCUAUAAUAUUGUUUGCUUUAAGUAAGGGCCAAAAGAACAACCAUAUUUCAUCCUAUGUGGGGACGCAUCAAAUCAUUCUUUGCUUCCCAUUUCUCUACCGUGAACAGAGGAAUUUUUCUGUUCUCUCAUCAAGCUAUCCUUAAACUUUCUCUUUAUUGUCCUUCUCUGAAAAGAAAGUUCUCCUUUCAAAUGUUAAUCAACAUGUUGACCAAAUCUUAUUUUAAGUUUAGAGUACAAAUGAAUUCAAGCAUAUAACUCUUGAAGUGCAUGCUGUUGUGUUGAUCCUUUUAGUUUAAGGCAUGAUUUUGUAAUGAUGGGAGAAGCAUCUCAGUGUGAUAUAAAAGACAGCAUCAAAUGAGCAGUUGCCAUCAUUCUCUGAAAAAUGUAAACUUUUCACCAUGUUGUUUAUACCCUAUACAUACAUAUUAUUUCAUUAAACCUAGAUUUUCUCAUUUGUGGUAAUGCUUUUAUUACUGGUAAAUCGCUGUCUGUUAGACGAUGGUUAUACUAUUGUAGUUUUGAGCAGCAGUCUGCAUCCUUUUUUAUCCUUUAUUUGCCAGUGCUGAAUGAAUUUAUGUGUCCAGUCUUCCUACAAUUCACUUAGUAGAGAGAUUUUUUGCUCCCCUAAAUAUUUCUUGUAAAUUCAUUUUUAUUUUGUGGCUCUAUAUUUUGAACACUGAAUCCUGGGUGCACAUCUAUUAUUCUGUGGGGAUAUGAUCUUGUGUUUCUCAGUGUGAAAAUGUGGUUAAUCAGUCAUAUUGUUCUUCUCUAUCUUGAAAAGAUUUCUAAUUUCUGAAGAUAUUACCUUACUUCAGCUACUAUUGACCUGCCUUUAAAGGAUUGCAGUACUUUAUCUUUUGCUGUAUCUAUUUUUAUAUCUGUUACUAAGUUCUUAUAAAAACUGAUGAUUGAUUUGUGUGUUGCAAGUAUGAAUUGAUACGGUGUAUGGGACAGAGAAAUAAUUGGUAACUGCAUGGUUUGAAGAGGCUAUGAGUACAAGUUCAUAUGUUACAGUUUUGUGUGUAAUACAGUAGUUGUAUAAAACAUUUAUCUUAACAUCUAUCUCUUUGUAAUCCUAUAAAACUGUAAAGUAGUGGCAAUCAGUUUGGUUUCACUCAUGUUACAAGCGCUGUUUUGUCUUAAAUGCAUAAUUCAUUGAUGUAAUUUUGGUUGCCAUUACAAUGAUGGUGACAUUUGUAUGGGCAUAUGCUAUGAUCUCACAGUUUGGAGAUGUUACUGUGUCAUCCUGAAUAUCUGUCUCUGUGUAGUGAUAGUUUACAUAAACCUAAUUGAAUGAUUAUCGGCAAAAGAUUCAAUGUCACAAUUUUGUUACCUACAUUCAUGCAAAAUGUUUAAUAAAAUGAAAUAAAGAACAUGAUGCAAUAAAAAAGAUGAGGGAAUUUCUCAA
Messenger RNA from Thrips palmi, 6356 nucleotides. RefSeq names its product CCR4-NOT transcription complex subunit 6-like (gene twin). Gene Ontology annotation, biological process: nuclear-transcribed mRNA poly(A) tail shortening. The transcript is spliced from 14 exons. Gene Ontology annotation, cellular component: nucleus; cytoplasm; CCR4-NOT complex. Bases 192 to 1883 code for a protein of 563 amino acids. Gene Ontology annotation, molecular function: protein binding; poly(A)-specific ribonuclease activity. The record is from RefSeq and is a predicted model, not a curated record. Lineage: Eukaryota; Metazoa; Arthropoda; Insecta; Thysanoptera; Thripidae.